UUUUCUGAUGUUAAACUCACUUUCUCUCUCUUCUUUGUUUGUUCAUUUUUGUUGUUUCUCUCACCAAAAAAAAGUCCAUCAAAUACAAAAACCCUAAACAGGGGUUCUUGUAAUAAGAAGAGGGGAAGAAACCCUUUUUGUUAAAUAGCCGCCGGAAUUGAUCUCAGCCGUUGAAAAUAUCAUCUCCGAUCUUCUAUAAACCAAAAUUUCUUUCACCCAUAAAUAUUUUCUCUCUCUAAUAUUUUUCACUCUUUUUGCAGAAACUUCUCUUAUUUUUUUUGGUGGAAUGUGAUAGAAAUUUUCAGAAAUGGGGUAUGCUGUAGCUUGAUCAUCUUCCGAUCAACAAAACCCAGAUAAUCUUUUUCUUUACCCAGCUUUGAUUUUGUUAAUUAUUGAUUAAGUUGAAGUUAAAAACAUAAUUGGGAAGAAAAAGAUUGAUGCUUGAUCACUAAUAAUUAUAUGAUUUUGAGUUUUAUUGUGUGUUUAGGUGAUUAGAGUGCAUAAAUUAAGACCUGGGUGUAGCUGUAAAUAAUCUAUAUAUAUGUUAUUAGGGUGUUUAGGGUUUUGGAAAGUUUUCAACUUUGAUAUUUUGUUGUUAGGGUUUCUAGGGUUUGUGGGUUAGGUAAAAAUUUGAAGUUUAAUUGUGUUUGUGGGUGUGAUAAUGUUAUCUGAAUUGGGAAGAAGACCAAUGAUUGGUGGGAACAAUGAGGGAACAUAUGGGGAUGAAUUAGAAAUGGAGAUAGGGAUGUUGCUCCGUGAGCAGAGGCGGCAGCAAGAGCCCGCCGAUGAUCGCGAGCGCGACCUUAAUAUAUAUCGGAGUGGUUCUGCACCUCCUACUGUGGAGGGCUCAUUGAGUGCAGUAGGAGGGAUAUUUGGGAACACUGAUGCUUUUUCUGAAUUUGUUCAGAGUAAGAAUGACAAUGGGGUAAUGUCUGAAGAGGAGCUUAGGUCUGAUCCUGCGUAUUUAUCGUAUUAUUAUUCGAAUGUUAACUUAAAUCCUAGGUUGCCCCCGCCCCUUUUGUCGAAGGAAGAUUGGAGGUUUGCACAAAGAUUGCAAGGUGGGAGCUCGGUGUUGGGCGGAAUUGGGGAUAAGAGGAAAGUGAAUAAGACCGAGAAUGGGCCGGCUAGGUCGCCCUAUUUGAUGCCCCCUGGAUUUAGUUCGAAGAAAGAGGAAAGGGAGGCUGAUCCGGAGAAAGUCCAGGGCUCAGCUGAUUGGGGUAAGGACGGACUACCAGGAUUGCCGGGUAUCGGGGGUAUCGGGCUUGGCGCUAAGCAGAAGAGUCUGGCGGAGAUAUUUCAGAAUGAUUUGGGACGUUCUAAUCCUCCCUCAAGGCACCCCUCUCGUCCUGCUAGCCGCAAUGCUUUUGAUGAAAAUGUUGAGACAUUAGGAUCAGCUGAAGCUGAGCUGGCCCUUUUGAGACGUGAAGGUUCAAAUGUUCAGGGUUCUUCUGCCUCCCAGAAUCUUACUUCACCUGCUUCCUAUUCCUAUGCUGCUGCAUUGGGCUCAUCCUUGUCAAGAAGCACUACACCUGAUCCUCAACAUAUAGCUCGAGCUCCAAGUCCUUGCCCUACACCUAUUGGUGAGGGCAGAGCUGGAGCAUCAAAGAAGAGUGCAGCUGGUCCAAACUCAUUCAACGGCAUGUCAUCAGGAAUGAGUGACCCUUCUGAUCUGGUAGCUGCUUUCUCUGGCAUGAAUCUCAAGACAAACGGUAAUCUUGACAAUGGAAUUCAUUUGCCAUCACAGAUUGAACAAGACGGUUCUGAUAGUCAAAACUAUAUGUUCAAUAUGCCAAGUGGUCAUGAGCAUGUUAAGCAACAUUCAUCAUAUAUGAAUAAGUCUGAUUCGAGUCAUUUGCAUAUGCCAUCUGCUACUCACCCAGCUGCUAGAGGUAAUAUGGGUGGCUCUGAUCUGAGGAGCCCCCAGGCUGAGCGUCCAAAGCCUGGUUUUAGUUCUGGUGUCCCAUAUUCUAAGGGAUCAUCUCCAUCCUAUCUAAACGGAGGCGGCUUGUCUCCUCAUUAUACUCAUAUGGAUGGAAAUAGCUCAUCAUAUGCAAAUUAUGGCUUGAGUGGGUUUUCCUUGAACUCACCUGUCCCAUCUAUGAUGGGAAACCAACUUGGCAACUUCAAUCUCCCCCCAUUACUGGAGAAUGUUGCUGCAGCUUCGGCUAUGGGAGUCCAUGGGCUUGAUUCAAGAGUUAUGGCUGGUGGUAUGCCUUCUGGACAGAAUUUGACAGCUUCUGCAGAAUCUGGUCGGUUAGGAAAUCCUAUGUCCGGAAAUGCUCUGCAGGCCUCUCUUGCAGAUGCUAUGUAUCUUCAGUACCUUAGAUCAGCUGAAUAUGCUGCACAGGCUGCUGCUAUGAAUGACCAGUCUCCUGAUAAGUAUUAUAUGGAGUUACUUCAAAAGGCAUAUCUUGGAUCUGUAAUGUCUCCUCAGAAAUCACAGUUUGGGGCUCCUAUGGGAAACAAAUCUGGUGGUUCUAAUCAUGGUUACUAUGGGAAUCAUGCAUAUGGGGUGGGCAUGGGAUAUCCUGGAAGUCCACUGACCAGUCCUGUUAUUCCAAAUUCGCCCGGUGGAGCAGGUAGUCCUAUUAGGCACAAUGAUUAUAGUAUGCGAUAUCCUUCUGCAAUGAGAAAUCUAGGGAGUGGUGCCAUGGCACCUUGGCACUUGGAUGGCACUUUUGGAUCCUCGCUUUUGGAGGAGUUUAAGAGUAAUAAGACAAAGUGCUUUGAGCUUUCAGAAAUUGCUGGCCAUGUUGUUGAGUUCAGUGCCGAUCAGUAUGGAAGUCGUUUCAUCCAGCAAAAACUUGAAACUGCUUCAACUGAAGAGAAAAAUAUGGUGUUUGAAGAAAUUAUUCCCCAAGCUCUUUCCUUAAUGACUGAUGUGUUCGGAAAUUAUGUGAUUCAGAAGUUUUUUGAGCACGGGAUGGAUACUCAAAGAAGAGAUCUUGCCGGCAAGCUUGAUGGUCAUGUGUUGACCCUUAGCCUGCAAAUGUAUGGAUGUCGUGUUAUUCAGAAGGCUAUUGAAGUUGUUGAUCUGGAUCAAAAGAUCAAAAUGGUUCUAGAGCUUGAUGGUCAUAUAAUGCGAUGCGUGCGUGAUCAAAAUGGGAAUCAUGUUAUCCAGAAGUGCAUUGAAUGUGUCCCUGAAGAGCAUAUUCAGUUUAUUGUUGAAUCAUUUUUUGAUCAAGUUGUUACUCUUUCAACUCAUCCUUAUGGGUGCCGUGUGAUUCAGAGAGUUCUGGAGCACUGCAAAGAGCCACUGACACAGAGCAAAGUUAUGGAUGAGAUUCUGGGUUCAGUUAGCAUGUUGGCGCAAGAUCAGUAUGGAAAUUAUGUUGUUCAGCAUGUGCUGGAACAUGGAAAGCCACAUGAACGGACGGCUAUAAUCAGGGAGUUAGCUGGGAAGAUAGUUCAAAUGAGCCAACAGAAGUUUGCGUCCAAUGUUGUUGAAAAAUGUCUGUGUUUUGGUAAUGCAGAAGAACGAGAAAUUCUGGUAAAUGAGAUGCUUGGCACUACUGAUGAAAAUGAGCCACUUCAGGCGAUGAUGAAAGACCAAUUUGCGAACUAUGUUGUACAGAAGGUAUUGGAAACCUGCAGUGAUCAGCAGAGGGAGCAUAUCCUAUCUCGAAUUAAGGUUCAUUUGAAUGCACUCAAGAAAUACACUUAUGGAAAGCAUAUUGUUGCACGUGUAGAAAAGCUUGUUGCUGCGGGAGAGAUGCUGCUACUUCUUGGGAAGUUCGAUUAAGGAAUUACCUUACCUAUCCUCCCUCCAAGAAAGGAGAAUCGCGGGGCAGUGUCCACAGCCUGCAUAAGGUGGUGGGAUAGGAAAUCAGAGAGUAUGUACAGCUGACUGAAGCUACUUACACUAUGCUUCAUCUUUUUCCAGCCUUUUUUUUUUUGUUUUUUCUUUUGCGUAAGAUCUAGAGCCAUUGCUCCACCAGUCCUUUGAGAGGAGUUGGUUAGGGAGCCCAGGAAUAAAGGUUGUUGCUUUUGUACUUGGGGAAAUUGUACAUUUUGUAGUUUUAAGGCUAUACAUAGAAUCGAGCGAGCUGUGCUGCAGAUGUGAUAUAUGCUUGUGCUCCUGCAAAGAUUUUUAAAAAAUAUGAGCAUACAGGGGUGUAAAAAUGAAUCAUUAAAAUGGUGAAGGGUAGGUUUUUUUUCUAGUGAUCGAUCCGAUUCGUGACUGUACAAAUGUGGCUAUGUCAAGAGAGCUGUUGGUGUCCUAGGAAGCUCAAAAAAUUUUCUUGUAUGGUAUCGAUGUUCUUUCUAUUUCCCAGAAGAAAAAAGUUAUUAUGGAGAA
Molecule: messenger RNA, 4297 nt
Organism: Beta vulgaris subsp. vulgaris (sugar beet)
Lineage: Eukaryota; Viridiplantae; Streptophyta; Magnoliopsida; Caryophyllales; Amaranthaceae
Product: pumilio homolog 2
Exons: 10
Coding region: 662-3742 (1026 amino acids)
Biological process (GO): post-transcriptional regulation of gene expression
Cellular component (GO): cytoplasm
Molecular function (GO): mRNA binding
Source: RefSeq, a predicted model, not a curated record